CGGCGAAGUCGCGGGGCAAGGCGUCGCUAUUUUCCGCGGUCCGGUUCGACGAGUGACCUUGAUCCUUUCGCGAGUUGUACGUGACAGGCGUCGUCGACGUCGUCGUUCGCCGAGUCUGCUAAGUUGUGAACCGGUUAGUGUCGAUCGAAGCAUCGUCGAGGCAACAACAAGCGAGAUCCCUAGCAAGUAUCCGAAUUUUCAGAGUUCUUUGUGCGACAAGAUGAAGACGUUCGUCCACGUUGCUUUCGUUGCCGCGUGCCUCAUCGCGUGUACGCACGCUCUUCCAAGUGCGCGACGUGAUUCAAUUGAGGAUGAUUUCGAAGAUGCCAUCAAAUUUGAUUUGGCCAUGCCGAGUUUAUUUGAAACUUUUAAUAGAAUGAGGGAAAAUCUUCUGAACUAUUUCUGGACUAUACCUGAUAUCGCGAAAAUUCCGAUUCCUGAAGGAGCAAACACAACUUCCACCACUAAGAUCAUUAAUGGUCAUGUGGUAACGAUCAACGAGACGACUUACACAUCGAGCGACGAAAACGGCGGCACCGCAUUCCGAAUUCGCAUAAUCGAUGUGAAACCGGAAAAUGACACUAUACCGACACUCGGCGGUGAUAAUGCAGAGCCGACAACGGUGACGGCGGAAGCGUCAGAGAGCAGAGAGACGUUGGAGAAUAUGAACGAGAUACCGAAGAACCCGGACGUGCUGACCGCUUAAAAAGCGGUCGGUCGUUCGCGCUCGAUAUGUCGAUAACGGCGUAUCGGGGCCGUUUUUGGAAACGAGGAAUGAUUCCUCAUUACGUGGCUGUAGUAGAGUAACUUUUCGAUAUCGCACCGAGUGCGUUGCGUUAAAAUAACAUUAUUAUUAUAUAUAGUUGUAUUUCUGUUAUUUUCUAGAGCUUUUCAAUACAGUUGAUUGUUUACGACGUUUACCUGCAUCUUUUUGAAAUAAAAGAUUGCUAUUGCUGUGAAAAAAUAUAGACGGGAUAUUUACGAAGAUAUAUGGAUAAUAUAAAUUGGAAAGGAGUAAAUUAAUUUUAAUUAAAUAAAGUAAUUAAUGCAUGUAAUUUUAAUUAAAAGAUUAAAAGUUUUGAAUUUACAAUAAAUUGAAUUACAAUUUUUGAUUAAAUUGAGUUAACAUAACUGCCUUUAAAGCUUAUUGCGCUUUUAUAUUCUGGCAGCAAUAUUUUGCGAAAUAAUGUUAAGUUAAAAUAUUUUUGUUGUAAAUUAAUAAAAAAAAAGAUUGAAAAACUGAUUUGUUGAAUCACUUAAAUGUAUAUUUCAUAUGUAUAUUAUUAAAAUUAAUUUUUUUCUUAUUUAAAUGUUACAUAGAAGAGGUGAAUACACAUAACUAGUCAUGUAUGCUAAUUUAUUAGUUGACGGUCUUUAUUCUCAGAGAAACUGUUUUUUGUAAUACAUAAUAUCGGCACUCUACUUGAUUGAUUAUAUCACUUAUUUACAUCGUUCGUCAAGCGUAAGAUUUAUGCUAAUUUACUAUGUAUCAUACGAUAAAAUACGAAUGUCAAGUAGAUUAUAAUUGCUGGUUGACAUUAUGAUAUUAUCUUAUAUAUAUAUAACAAUGCGGAGAUUUUUAUUUUAUAAAAAAUUGUUAAGCUUAAUAUCGAACACACAAAAAUAAUGUAACUUCCUCUGUGUGUAUACCCAGAUAAUCUUAACUCCUUUUAAUUCGACAAUAGUGACUUUGGUAUAAUUCCGAGUAAUAUAUAGUUAUACAAUCGAAUAGUGUUAUGCAGGAGUAAACGUUCGUAAACAAUUUUUAAAGGCAAGGAAAAAUUUUACAGAAAAAUACACAGCAGUGUCGAGAUUUUUUAUAACAAAAAAACGUACGUUCCUGUAGUUCUAUAUUCGUGGUUUUUAAUAAAUUUACAGAUAUAUUUCUUA
Messenger RNA from Cataglyphis hispanica, 1890 nucleotides. It is a transcript of the gene vir-1, whose product is annotated as icarapin-like. The record is from RefSeq and is a predicted model, not a curated record. The transcript has 4 exons. NCBI's taxonomy places the organism in Eukaryota, Metazoa, Arthropoda, Insecta, Hymenoptera, Formicidae. The coding region runs from base 221 to 706 and encodes 161 amino acids.